AUGUAAUUUUAAAUUACAUGUAAUUAAGCUGAUCAUCAAAAUCAAUAAAUAAUAAGGUUUUGCAUAGAUAGUUCUUGCACAAAAUACAGAUCUUAUUGUAAUUCUUGCAUACCUAGUCAUAGUGAACAUCUUCAUAAGUUAACAUCCUUAGAAUUUUUGUAUUAAUGGAUUGAGCAAGGAAUCCUUAGUAUUGAUAGUGUUUAAAAGAAUGUUUAAAAGUUUAAAGUAGCCCUUGAUAGUCUUAUAAGUUAAUUCCUUUCUUAUUUUAACUUGAAUAUUUAAGAAUUCUCAUAAUUAGGAGUAUCAGAGAUUGAAAAAUUGAUAAACGAUUUGUGUAAAAUCAAAGAUUCUGAAAAAGUAUUAUUUAUUCAACUUAAUCAAUUAUUCAAUUAAGGAUAAUCGAUUAUAAACGAAAUACUUAAAAAAAUAAAGAAUUAAACAAAUUUUACGUAACAUAUUAAUUUGUAAUUACAACAUCUUAACUAAGAUAAAUUGAAUUUAGAAAAAUAAAAUGAUCCUUUUAUAUUAUAACCAAAUCCAAAAUCAAACACCUAUGAGUUGAUGAAUUAAAAUUCUAUUAAAUUUGAUGGUUAUUGUCAAGCUAUUGCUUUUGAUAAAGAUUGUUCAACUGUAGCACUUGGUUUUAAUAAAUUAAUAAAAAUAUAUGAGUUCAAGUAAGAAAUGUUAACGUUAAAUAAAAAUAUUAGAUGA
This is a messenger RNA of Paramecium primaurelia, 711 nucleotides long. The record is from the annotation of a GenBank genome assembly. NCBI's taxonomy places the organism in Eukaryota, Ciliophora, Oligohymenophorea, Peniculida, Parameciidae.